This is a messenger RNA of Fusarium odoratissimum NRRL 54006, 2330 nucleotides long. RefSeq lists its product as uncharacterized. NCBI's taxonomy places the organism in Eukaryota, Fungi, Ascomycota, Sordariomycetes, Hypocreales, Nectriaceae. The coding region runs from base 923 to 1804 and encodes 293 amino acids. The record is from RefSeq and is a predicted model, not a curated record. The transcript is spliced from 2 exons.
CGCGCAGCCACCACAGAACUAAACUCCUUCUAGACCUCGACUGCAUUUCCCAACACACCACUUUUUUGCAGUUCCAAAGUGCCGAAACAGAAAGUGGGUGGGAUAAUUUGCGAUUCCAGAAAGGAAGAAAACUCUGUAUCAGUGACAGGGACAGACAAGCACGAUAAUAAUAAUGAUCCGCUAACUGUGAACGUCCGUAGCUUCCGCACGGGUCAGCUGUUCCGUUUCCGAGUCUACCUCUUCCUCCUCUCUCCCACUCGGUCGCGGUCACCCUGUGGAGUUGCAUUACAGUCCGAAUCCUUUUAGUUCGAAGGGGAGAAAGCAGGAAACGUUAGGUUCCAUCCAUUAGGUAGUAAAUUAAUAGGCUUGGCUUUGUAUAAGGAGUUUAACUCACCCUCGAUCGAGAUUUUACGGUUUCCUCUAGUUUCUUGCUCUAAUAAACAAAGAUUUGAUGGUGUAGAAACCGUCUCUUUCAUGGAGAAGAGAGUCUAGAUCUACGCUCCAUCUCGUUCGCUAUGACGGACCCAAAAGUCGCCCAGGCUAUUGCCGAUGGACGAGUCCCCAAGGGAGUAACGGCGGCCUACCUCAACCAGUCCAAAGAUGCACCCGCCAUUGUGGGUAUUAUCUUGGUAACUUGUCUAACGAGUAUUAUUGUUCUUGGCCGUCUUGCAUCACGAGCAUUCCUCAUCCGACGAUUUGGCCUCGAUGAUUCUCUGACUUUGGUAUCAUGGGUAAGUCCUUUUUCUUUUAUUCUCCGUCACUGGACCCCAUCGCGGGUGUCGAUCCCUCCCCACUGGUGUAACAUCGUCAAGAAAACUGACAGAUCGGUUAGCUUUGCUUGGUAGUAUUCGUUGGCCUGUGCAUCAAGCUCAUCCAGCUGGGUUCUGGGCGACAUUUCGACUAUAUCCAAUAUGUUCUCGACAUGCCGACGAUUGAAUACACCGAAGUUCUCGACUUUGGCGCCCAUAUUGUCUAUACGGUCGCGCUGUUGUUCUGCCGAAUGUCCGGUUUGGCGUUCUACCAUCGACUCUGCGCUGUUCACGACCGUCUUCGACUCUCCAUCAAGAUCGUGCUUGGCAUUUUGAUCGCUGGAUUCUUACCGCAAGUUUUCCUUAUUGUGUUUCAUUGUACGCCUGUUACGGGACUUUGGCCAUAUGAGUGGCAGCCUGAUUUUGACAAGUAUACUUGCUUGCAAUGGGGAUUGGUCUAUAGCGUCAAUUCGUCGGUGUCGCUGGUCUGCGACUUGUUGCUGUUUGGUAUCCCAAUCGUGAUGCUUCGAGUGUUGGAGAUGCCGAGGAAGCGAAAAAUCCAAUUGGGAUGCAUUCUUUUGCCUGGUAUUAGUGUCAUUGCCAUCUCUAUUACACGGCUGGUGUUUGUCAUUGAAGGGCAAUGGAACGCCGACAUGUCUUGGGCUUAUAACCCAAUGCUUGCCAUCGAAGUCAGUGAAAUCGGCGCCACCCUCAUCGCCCUCUCAGUCCCAGGCGUAAAGCCCCUGUUCGACAAGUUCAUUCUCCGACGAGACAUCAGCCAGGGCGAGAGCACAGGAAAGUCACGAUACGCACAGCAACACAGUUCCAAGGGCGGCACAGCAUUGCGAUCACUGCACUUCCGUCCCGAACACGAUGUCCUCACCAGUCGCGACACGUCUGCCGAGGGGAUCAAGACGUAUCGCACGAAGAAUGUCUCGGCGGAUAAUACGAGUGAGAACAGUGCGGAUGGCAUUUUGGUGCAGGUGGAUUUUAGGAUAAAGGAGGAUACGCAAGACUCGAAAAGUGGGAGCGAUGCUGGACGGUCGUGGAAAUAAUGGAAUGGUCUCUUUGAUGUGUUAUGUAUAAGUAAACUUUUUGGGAUGGAUUGCAAGCGAUGACAUUCAGGAAGGCAAUGAUCGGGCGGCUUUAUUCUUCUUCUGCAUGAAUACUCUUUACGAGACGGUGAUAUCAAAUUCGCCUGAAGUUUUACUCAUUUUCCGUGGCUCUUGUCUGCCGUGAAGAAACCUUAGGACCUUUACCCUAAGCGAUGAAAAUGUUUAGACAAUCUGGCCUAAGCUUAGAGGACUCUUUACUGAGUUUAUUUUGCCAUCCUCUUUUAAAAGUCUCAAAUUUUCUUGCUCCUUGAGGUCUGCUUCUUGUGAUGUUCGGUUCCUGAACCCUCCCGACACGCUGGGUGCACCCAGCUGUCACCAUCCUCCCAUGCACAAUACAUGCACGUCAAAUCCCACUUCUAGAAGGAUUCAUCUCUUCUUUCGUAACAGAAACAAAUUCACCUUCCAUAUUCAUUUCAUCUUCUCCAUCAAACACGGCAUCAACGACCCGAAUAUGAAGAGCCAUUAU